AUGGAGCGGCGAGGGAAGCAGCGAGAGUUCAGCCGGAGGCUUUUCAGCAGCAGUGGUAGCAGCGGGAUAAAGCAGGCGAAAUGGGACACCACUUCCCAGGGAGGACAGGACCUUCAAAUGGCAGCUACUGUGUUAGAAACCAACACAUCAAUUCCCAGUGGUUCACUGGGGGGCAGGGACAUCUCUAUGUCCAAGAAGAUGUCCAACAUAUUCAACGCAACAUCUUUAAUUACAGAGAGGACAUCAAUGUCCAAAUGGACCCGCUCCUUGGACCAGUCAUCUACAACCACAGACCCAUCUAAUCAGUCAUCUAUCCACCAAUUAUCUAAACAAACAACUACCACAUCUCCAGUCAGCAAAACAAUGCACAGCACAACGUUAUCUACCCAACAAGCAGAAAACAUGUCACCAUACAGCCUAUCAGCAUUCAGCACAAAGCCAUCUGUCCAAUUAUCAGACAGUACAACACCGUCCAGCCAAUCAGUCACCUCUACAGUACCAGCCAGCGAAUCACCAACAAGCACAAUACCAGUCAGUCAAUCCAUAACUACUCCAUCCAGCAAAACCACCAGCCACUUGCCUGACAACACUCCACCACCCAACCAAUCAAUAACAAGCACAAUCACAUCAACUUCUACCACAAAACCACUCACCAGACAAGCGAAGGAGGCCCUGAAGUCGUUGACCCACAGGAACAUAGGACAACCCUGUGAGUUUCCCUGCCUGAAUGGAGGUCAGUGUGUUCAGUCGGACUCAUGUGACUGCAGCUUGUACCAGGCCACUGGACACAGGUGUCAGACAGUUCCCAAUACAGGCUUUGAGAGGGAGAUGACCUGCAGGACUUGGGGCCAGUACAAUUUUGAGACAUUUGACGGCCUUUACUUCUACUUCCCUGGGCGAUGCACAUACACUCUGCUGAGGGACUGUGAAGACACGGCGCAGGCCGGCAUCGCUGUCCAGGUCCACAACGAUCCAAACUGUGGCCCCGCCCCCUACACAUGCCAACGCUCUGUCAGCCUCUUUCUUCCAUGGGAUGGUGAAGUCCGACUGCAUGCCAACCAUGUGACUUUUAAAGGUGAAAGUUUGCAGCUACCUCAUAACAUCCAUGACGUGCAGCUGGAGCUCAUCUCUCAGUACGUUCUGGUGACACAGCAGCAUGGUUUCACCUUGGCCUGGGACGGACUCCGGGGCUCUGUCUACAUCAAACUCAGUCCUGAGUUUGUGGGUAGAACCUGUGGAAUGUGUGGAAACUUCAAUGCAGACAUCCAGGAUGACCUCAAGACCAGCUACGGUGUGUUGACUCAUGACAUAGAAAUGUUUGGGAACAGCUGGGUGGAGGCGGAGCCACACGAGGCCCAAUGUCCCAUGGUGCCAUCUGGUUUCCCUUCGCCCUGCACUGGCAUCGAUGCUCAUGUUCUCCUGAAAGUGGAGGAGGUAUGCUCCAUGCUGCUCGAACCCCCCUUUCAGAGCUGCCAUGACUUUGUCAGUCCUCUAUCUUACAUUGCGAGUUGCUCCAACGACCUCUGCGUGUCGGGUCCCAGCGGUGAUGUGGUAUGCCAGGUGUUCAGCGAAUACGCUCGGUCCUGUGCCCACGCUGACCACCCACUGCAUGACUGGAGGACACACAUUCCACAGUGUGAGAAGCAGUGUUCUGCAGGUUUACAGCACAGAGAAUGCAUCAGCUGUUGUCCGGCAUCUUGCAGCCUUGAACGUACCUGCAUUGACAGCAAAUUGGCCUGUUUGGAUGGAUGUUACUGUCCAGAAGGUUUGAUCUUUGAGAAUGGAGGCUGUGUGAUGCCUUCUGACUGUCCCUGUGAGUACCAUGGAAUGUUUUACCCCUCUGGACAGACACUGCAGGAGGAAUGCAAUAACUGUUCAUGUGUGGGAGGAGUAUGGAACUGCACUGAAUACAGCUGCCCAGGUGAGUGCUCUGUGACUGGUGACAUGUAUUUUCAAUCUUUUGAUGGACGAGUCUUCACCUUCCCAGCGACAUGUCAGUACAUUCUUGCAAAGAGUCGUAACUCAGGGAAGUUCACCGUCAUCAUCCAGAAUGCCCCCUGUGGAGCUAAUUUGGAUGGGGCUUGUAUCCAGUCAGUGAGCCUGAUCACUGAUGAGGAUCCAAGAACUGAGAUUACACUAAGUCACCUUGGAGAAGUCUCCCUGGCAGGACAGUACCGGAUCUCCCUGCCCUACUCUGAUGACAUGUUUCUCAUCCAGGAGCUGUCGUCCAUGUUCCUGCAGGUGAAGACCUCCUUCGGUUUGCAUCUGCAGUACAGCUGGACUGAGUUUCGUCUCUACCUGCAGGCUGACGAGUUGUGGAAGGAUGACACCGUGGGCCUGUGUGGUACCUUCAACGGCAACAUUCAAGACGAUUUCCUGUAAGUUGACUUCCUAUCUCCGUCUGGUAUGAUAGAAAGCACUCCGCAGUUGUUUGGAAAUGCCUGGAGAACGUCACCGGCCUGUUCAGCCCCUCUGAGCACUCCGCAGAUUGACCCCUGCGACACGCACCAACAGGCCGUGGCGUACGCCUCAGAGAUGUGUGACAUCCUGAACCAGGACCUGUUCUCCGCCUGCCACGAGUACCUCAGUCCAACGUCCUACCACCAGCAGUGUCGCUCAGACACCUGUAAGUGUGGGACGCCCUGCCUCUGCUCUGCACUCGCCCAUUAUGCUCGCCACUGCCGCCGCUUCUCCAUCAUCAUUGACUUCAGGUCACAGAUACAGGACUGUGCCCUUACCUGUCCUCCCAGCAUGCAUUACGGCAUGUGUGUUUCGUCCUGUGAGCGCCGUUGCUCCACCCUCUCCGGCCCUCAGCGCUGUGGGGACGAGUGUGAGGAGGGCUGCGUCUGCCCCCACGGAACCUUCUACAACCACCGCACACACACCUGUGUGCACAGGAGUGAAUGCCCCUGCAGUUUCCUCGGGGCCGAUUAUGAACCAGGGGAUGUGAUCAUGACCUCAGCAGGUGUUCAGUUCUGUCUGAAUGGUAAAUUGGUGUCACAAACAACAGAACAUGACAGGUUGUGUCCAGCUGGUCAGAUCUAUCAGAACUGCUCUGAGGGGGAGGGCGGCCUCUCGGCUGGAGGGGGUGUGGCCUGUGAACGUACCUGUGAAACUUACCUCCUGAACCUCACCUGCUCCACCCAUGAGCCCUGUGUACCUGGAUGUGUCUGCCCUCCUGGCCUGCUGAAACAUGGAGAUGAGUGUUUUGAAGCUGCAGCCUGCCCCUGUCUGUGGAAAGGAAAGGAGUAUUUCCCCGGCGACAGGGUCUCCUCCCCCUGCCAUCAGUGUAUUUGCCAACAUGGGACAUUUCAAUGUGUGUUUCGGCCAUGUCCGUCGAUGUGCACAGCGUAUGGCGACCGCCACUACAGGACAUUUGACGGACUGCUGUUUGACUACGUCGGAGCGUGCAAAGUCUAUCUGUUAAAGAGCAGCAAUGACGUUUUGCUCAGUGUGACGGCUGAAAACAUCGACUGCUUCGACAGUGGAGUCAUUUGCAGAAAAUCCCUGCUGAUCAGCAUCGGCAGAUCCUUCAUUUCAUUUGAUGACGACUCUGGAAAACCAAAUCCUUUGAGUGUGAUCGAUCGGAAGCAGAGGAUGUUCCUUUGGCCAGCCGGAUACUUCACAGUGAUCCAUUUCCCUGAGGAAGAUGUCACCAUCCUCUGGGACAGAAAGACCACCAUCCACAUCCAAGUUGGACCUCAAUGGCAGGGGAAGCUGAGUGGCCUCUGCGGGAAUUUUGACCUGAAGACAGUAAAUGAGAUGCGGACCCCUGACAACAUCGACUCCCAGACGCCUCAGGAGUUUGGUAACAGCUGGACAGCGACGGAGUGUGUGAACAGUCCUGAAAUCAGACACCCAUGCAGUCUCAGUCCUCUCAGAGAGCCUUUUGCAAAGCGGCAGUGUGCUGUUCUUCUCAGUGAGGUUUUCCAGGCAUGCCACACAGUGGUGGACGUUACGUGGUUCUACAUGAACUGUUUGGGGGACACCUGUGGCUGCAGCCACGGUGGAGACUGUGAGUGUUUCUGCACCAGCGUGGCAGCGUAUGCUCAGCGCUGCUGCCAUCAGGGAGUUCCCAUUGACUGGCGCUCUCCAUCUCUGUGCCCCUAUGAUUGUGAAUUCUACAACAAAGUUUUAGGUAAAGGGCCGUUCCAGCUCAUCCCCUUCAGAGAGCAGAGGUCUGUGGUGUCAGCCAGCAGGUCCAGUGGUUUAGUAUCUGUGCAGAGGGCCAACAGCAGCACCAACUCCAGCAUCCACACACUGUUCAUGAUGACUCCAGGACUCAGCAGAGCUCGACCACAUGACACGUUGCGGAUUUCCUUUGAAGCAGCCAACAGACCAAACUACUUCCUGUCUACAAGUCCCAGUGGUCUUGUGAGGCUGUCCAAGUGGGAGGAGAGUGAAGAAUUCUGGGAUAGAGCCACCUUCUUGCUCCACAAAGACACCUGGAUUCCUGGCUUUGUUUCUUUGGAGUCUCAUGCCAAACCAGGAUUCUUCCUGCACACCACGCUGCCUCGUGUCCAUCUUGUCAAAUACAGACACAGUGACACCUUCCGCAAAGCCACGCUGUUCAGAGUGACAGGUCCCAGUCCAGACGCCCUUCCAGGUCCUCGGUGUCAGUGGAGGUAUGACACCUGUGUUCUCCCCUGCUUCAGAACCUGCAGUGACCCGACUGCUGAGGCUUGUGUCAACAUCCCACAGGUGGAGGCCUGCCUUCCUAUUUGCCCCCCUCAUAUGGUCCUGGAUGAGGUCACCCAUCGCUGUGUCUAUGCUGAAGACUGCAUCAAAGUGUCGACUGAUAUCCAGCCAUUCACCGUUCAUGCAACGUCACCAGCCAUCACUUCUCCAACCUCCCCCUCCACUCCCGUUUCUCCCACCAAGCCACACAUUACUCCAACCUCCCCCUCCACCCCCAUUUCGCCCACCCGACCACACACUACAAGAACCUCCCCCUCCAUCUCCGUUUCAUCCACACGACCACACACUACUACAACCUCCCCCGCCAUUCCCGUUUCGCCCACCCGACCACACACUACUACGACCUCCCCCUCUACCCCCAUUUCGUCCACCCAACCACACACUACCCUAACCUCCCCCUCCAUACCCGUUUCACCCACACGACCACACACUACUGCAACCUCCCCCUCCACCCCAGUUUCGCCCACACGACCACACACUACUACAACCUCCCCCUCCACCCCCAUUUUGCCCACCCGACCACACACUACUCUAACCUCCCCCGCCAUCCCUGUUUCGUCCACCCGACCACACACUACUACAACCUCCACUGCCACGCCCUUUUCGCCCACCCGACCACACACUACUCUAACCUCCCCCUCCACCCCUGUUUCAUCCACCGGACUACACACUACUCCCACCACUAAAACCACUACCUCCACCCCUGUGAGCACACGAUCCACACGCACCACAUCAUCUAUCCAGGACAUAUCCAGCAGUACCCCAACAGGAUCACAGCUUUCAGUAGUUCCCCCUUCUGUCGUGCCAGAGGUGGAGGAGCGGCUGUCCACUCUCAAAGUGACAGAAUCUCGAACCUCAGCUGUGUUGACUUCUACCUCAAGUGCCCCCUUUGCUAUCACCGCUCUGUUCUGGUUCACUUCCGUUACCAGGCCCCCAGAUCCCCUGCAGCCGUUCUACACCACCAUUGCUACCACCCUGCAACCACCAGCCACUGAGACACCAACCACCACCAGUUCUGUCACACCUCCCGCGGACAUGCUUCCCUCUACCACAAAGUCCACCACACCAUCAGCAGCAGCUACCUCCUCUCCAGAGAGAGCUACAGUUACCUCUGCCUUCACUGAGAGCACCACUCCACUUAUAUCAACUGCAUCCACACUGCCUGGUUUACCAAGUACUGCCUUCACAACCCCCUCUCCACCUCUGUCUCAUGUUGAAACCGAAACCACAUCCCCACCAAUAGAACCAGUCACACAAGAAAUUACAAAGAAAACAACAGUGUCCCCAGUCUCUACGGUGCACACCACCACCUCCUUCUUGUCCUCCACAGCAACACAGGCCUCCACCUCCACAACUCCCAAGGUCUCCACUACCUCAGCUCCAGAAUUCUCCACCCCCACAGAUCAUAAGCCCUCCACCACAGCUAUGCCAUCAACUUUGUCUGAUUGGCACACAGUGGAGAAAGUAACUGCACCUGAACCUUCUGAAAGACCCAAAGUUACCAGCGCAACCCCUCAUCCCCCUGCCCCCACCUCUGUAGCCUCCACCCUAAAGACCUCCUUGUCUGCUACAACUGUGAAAAUAACCACACAUGCUGAAUAUCAAGAGCCACAAACCUCCACCACACCCCCUGUAACAACAUCGCCAUCUUCACCAAUGGUGACAAUCGCAGACACCACAACAAUACUCUCUCCUCAAACUGCGGAGACCUCAACCCAACCUGUUUCAACUGAGCGCACCUCUGAACCAUGGCGCCCCCCACAUUGGGAAACCAUGUCCACCAUGGUUUACAGCCCCAAAUCUACCCCUGAGGUCUUAAUUUUAACUAAAACCACAGCAGUGCCUCACCCUCCUGUCACAACAGUCUCAACCUCUGCUACAUCAACUACCACCACCACUACCACCACAAAAAUUACAGUCUCACCCCAAACCACAAUAGAGCAACUCACAACAGCCACCACUGUGAAACCAUCUACACCCACUGAGUCUCCUGAGGCUCCCUCCACUAAAGUCCCAACAAGAGCUCCAUCUAUUGUUGUCACUACAAUGCUCAGACCAGUCACGGCACAUCCAAUCAUGUCAACAACACACCCAAUCACAAGCCAAGUUGAGGUAUCAACAACAGCAACUACGAUGCCCCCAUCAUUGUCCCCAUUGCACACUGUGACCUCGACUACACCAAAACCAACUGGCAUCCCUGAAAAAGUCACCACUCGGCUGGUUUCGACUGCACGAGCUACACCUGCCACAACCACAGCAACCAUACGUACUACAACAUACAGCAGCACGCCCCGAGUUCCAGUGACAACAAGAGUCACCCCAGGGAUCACCGUUACUGAGAGGUCAUCUACCAGGCCAGUUACCUCCAUGGCUACCAGAGUAACAAAACCCACCAAAUGGGCCACUUCGACCCCACGCUCCACACUUAGCCCUGUCACAAAAACAGCAGCAACAGCCACAUCUACAGAGAGUACAAGUGAAUGGGAGCAGAAAUCCACAGCUGUGACCUCCAAAGCUGUUCCAGAUCCAGGUGUAACAGAAUCGACAGUCAUGAUAACAGCAUUCUCCACAACUGAGGACACGCGAACAACCAGACGACCAGAGAUUUCACCUUCUGUCUCCCAAGAACCACAGCCGACACCUCCACAAACUUCUACAGAAAAGCUUCCUUCCUCAACCUCAGCUCCAGUUUCAGAGACCACACAGCCAGACAAGUUGGACCAUAGCAUUGCAGACUGGACUACAUCUGGAACAUCUUCAGUCAAACCUGAACAGACCGCCAGCCACACAACAGAUGGAACCACAGCUGUAGCUACAUCAACAGCAAGGAUGUGCACGCCACCGUAUGCAGAGAUCAUCGAUGAGUGCACCAAGUACAUCUGCGUUAACAACCAGCUUGUCCUGUUUAACAAAUCUCAGAGCUGCCCUUUCACCGCAGAACCCCCCAACUGUGGCCUGCUGGGAUUUGCAGUCCUGGUCAAUGGAGACAAGUGCUGUCCUCAGUGGGACUGUCCAUGUCGGUGCUCUGUGUUUCCAGAUCUGAAUGUGAUAACAUUCGAUGGUAACAGUGUUGCCAUUUACAAAGCUGCGUCUUACAUUGUGACCCAGCUGCGCAAUGAGACAGUCAGUGUUUCAGUUCAGGAGUGUCCUGCUGAUUCUGAGUCACCGCUUCUGUGGAACUUCACAAACCUGUGUCUGGUGGCUCUCAACAUUACCCACAAAUCCAACCACAUUGUCAUCAACCGGCUGCAGAGGAGGCUCUAUGUGAAUUCAAGGUAUGCCAAGCCUCGAUUCAGAAAGUUUGGUUUUGAGAUCUACGACACAGGGAACAUGUACCUGAUCCGCAGUCCAGCUGGACUCAAGCUGCAGUGGUACCACAGCACCGGCAUGAUGGUGAUCGAAACUGACAGCUACGCCAACAAACUUCAAACCAUGGGCUUGUGCGGUUUCUGUGAUGGAGACCCAACCAACGACUUGACUCUGGCUAAUGGUACCAGUGUGGGUGAGAGUGCAGACCCUGCUCUCUUCAUUGACAGCUGGCAGAUUCCCAACACCACCAGCUACGUCAGCCACAGCCGUCGCAGAGAACUCAACUGCUCCACCAGUGACUGUUCAUACUGCCUCAACAUGCUGCAGCAGGAUGCCUUCUCCGCCUGCCACGUCUUUGUUCCUCCAAGUACAUUCUGUGAGAUUUGGGUUCGAGAUGCAGAGUAUGUGACCAACCACUGUGUGGCACUGGCUGCCUACGCUGCCUCCUGCCACAAAUUCAACAUCUGCAUCGAGUGGAGGCGUCCUGAUUACUGCCCCUUCAUUUGUCCUGAUACGCUUCAGUAUCAGGCCUGUCUGCCUGCCUGCACGGCCUCAUCCUGCCCAAACCAGGACUUUGACUCUGACCCCGACCAGUGCUCCGGUCUGACUGAAGGGUGUGUAUGCCCCGAGGGUACACUGCUCCACCGGCCCUACUCCGCCCUCUGCAUAUCCCCCGACAAGUGUGCGUGCACAGACAGCUCUGGUAUUCCUCAUGCUCAUGGCGAAGUGUGGAAAGCUUCAAAUGAUGCCUGCUGUAUGUAUCGAUGUGAUAAUGACACCAUCAUGCCUGUGGAGUAUAACUGCUCCCACAUGGAGACACCUGAAUGCCACCGCAGAGGAGAGGUCAUCAUUAGUCUGGUAGAAGAUACCAGCUGCUGCCCACAUAAAGUCUGUGUGUGUAACCAGAGUCUGUGUGACCUGCUGCCGCCAGAGUGUAAAUAUGGAGAGAAGCUGAUUUCAUACUAUAGAGAAGACUCCUGCUGUCCAGACUACAUAUGUGAGUGCGACCCUGAUCUCUGUGAGUCAGUCGUUCCCUCCUGCAGAGACGACCAACUGCUGAUCAGUACGAGAGCUGAUGGCAGCUGCUGUGUGGCCCACAUCUGCAUGUGUUCUUCCUGUUCGGAGUCUCCACCUCUCUGUCAGGAUGGAGAAGUUCUGACUGUUGACAGAAACACAACGGACCGCUGCUGCCCAGAAUAUCAGUGUGUGUGCGAGCCUUACAGGUGUCCUCAGCUCAGUUGUCCUGUUGGCAUGUCAGUGCUAUCGACGUCAAGUCCAGAACGUUGUUGUCCAAACCAAACAUGUGAAUGUGCCUGUGAGAAGAUCGCUUCCCCAAAGUGUGGCCUUGGUGAGACCACUCAAUUAGACCGGGCUUUCCUGUCUGAUCCAAAGAACCAGUGUGCCUGUAAAAGAUAUAAAUGCGUACGUGAGGCAGUGUGUGUGUUUGGCGACCGUGGUGUUCUGCGUCCUGGUCAGACUCUGGUGGAACAUGGAGAUGACGGUGUGUGUCACAGUCGACAAUGCAGCCGCAGCCUCGAUCCAAGCAGUGGCUUCCACCUGCUCCGCACUAGCACCACCAACUGUUCAUCGCACUGUCAACCUAAUCAGAUCUACAUUCCCCCUAAAGACCAGUCGAUGUGCUGUGGUGUUUGUAAGAACAUCUCGUGUCUGUACAAACAUGAGAAUGGGACUGUGGUCCUCUAUAAGCCGGGGAGGUCAUGGGUGUCAAACUGCAUGAACUUUGACUGUGCAGAUACUGCAUCGGGGCCAACACUUAUUUCAUACCCGUUCAGCUGCCCCCACUUCAAUGAAACAGAAUGCAUGAAGAUCGGUGGAACGGUCAUCAGUUACAUGGACGGCUGCUGCAGGACAUGUAAAGAAGAUGGAAAGUCGUGUCAGAAAGUGACUGUGAGGAUGACCAUCAGGAAGAAUGACUGUCGCAGCAACAGACCUGUAAACAUCGUGUCAUGUGAUGGGAAGUGUCCGUCGGCAAGCAUCUACAAUUACAACAUAAACACGUAUGCUCGUUUCUGUAAAUGCUGCAGAGAGACGGGGCUCCAACGGCGCUCUGUGCAGCUCUACUGCAGCGGCAACACGACCUGGGUCAGCUACACCAUCCAGGAGCCAACGGACUGUUCCUGCCAGUGGUCUUAAACACACACACAUACACACAUACAGGCAAAAACACAAAGAGUAACACACACACAGAGUUCAUAUGAUCUCUACACUUUAAAUACACAGGAGGAAGAGAAGAAGAAAUGUCCUCCGUAUUGGUUUACUGAGCUGUCAUUGGUCGACUGCAUUGUAGGGGUGUUGCAUUGGGGUUCAGUACCAGUGAUGUAGGCGUCACUACCUGAUCUGAUACAUGUGCCAGAAUACUUCUUCCUGUCACCAGUAUUUCUAAGUUAUUUAUGCUGGAUUCUGGGAUUUAAAAUGAACAAUUAUAAAUGUAUUAGUUUUGUUCUUA
Messenger RNA from Sphaeramia orbicularis (orbiculate cardinalfish), 10474 nucleotides. RefSeq names its product otogelin (gene otog). Gene Ontology annotation, molecular function: protein binding; alpha-L-arabinofuranosidase activity. Lineage: Eukaryota; Metazoa; Chordata; Actinopteri; Kurtiformes; Apogonidae. The transcript has 58 exons. The record is from RefSeq and is a predicted model, not a curated record. Gene Ontology annotation, biological process: L-arabinose metabolic process. Gene Ontology annotation, cellular component: extracellular matrix.